GCCACGGCUCCGCCUUAGGGCUCGUCACGCUCGCGACCAAGUGGUCCAGCAGACGUUCUUCCUUCUCCUUCCCCUUCCUUCCCCUUCCUUCCCCUCGGACCCGGCGCCCGGGCUGGCUAUCCAUCCGGUGGCCGGCCGCUGCGGCCCCCAGAGGAGCUCCUCCUCCGGGCCGGAGUUCGGAGGAGAGUCCAGGCCGCUUCCAGGGGGCGAGUGCUCCUGAUUGUGACAUCACAUCCAUCCCCUUGGCGAUGGAGCUUAUUACUAGGAAGAAAGAUUCAGUCGGAGAAUAGCCAACGAGAUGGGUCACUGGGAGUUUCUCUUGUGUGGCACUGAGUGGAGGCAUCAGGGGGUUGGAGCCUUGUGAUCAGGGAACCUGCCCCCCAACACUUGGAAGGACCUGGGUUUCAGUGAUGAGACAUGGGGUAUGAUGUAACCCGUUUCCAGGGGGAUGUUGAUGAAGACCUUAUCUGUCCUAUUUGCAGUGGAGUCUUGGAGGAGCCAGUGCAGGCACCUCAUUGUGAGCAUGCUUUCUGCAAUGCCUGCAUCACCCAGUGGUUCUCUCAGCAGCAGACGUGUCCAGUGGACCGGAGUGUUGUGACUGUUGCCCACUUGCGCCCAGUCCCUCGGAUCAUGCGGAACAUGUUGUCCAAGUUGCAGAUUGCCUGUGACAACGCUGUGUUUGGCUGUAGUGCUGUUGUCCGGCUUGACAACCUCAUGUCUCACCUCAGUGACUGUGAGCACAACCCCAAACGGCCUGUGACCUGUGAGCAGGGCUGCGGCCUGGAGAUGCCCAAAGAUGAGCUGCCAAACCACAACUGCAUUAAGCACCUGCGUUCAGUGGUCCAGCAGCAGCAGACACGGAUUGCAGAGCUGGAGAAGACCUCAGCGGAACAUAAACACCAGCUGGCGGAGCAGAAACGAGACAUCCAGCUGCUCAAGGCAUAUAUGCGUGCAAUCCGCAGUGUCAACCCCAACCUUCAGAAUCUGGAGGAGACAAUUGAAUACAAUGAGAUCCUAGAGUGGGUGAACUCCCUGCAGCCAGCGAGAGUGACCCGCUGGGGCGGGAUGAUAUCCACUCCUGAUGCGGUGCUCCAGGCUGUCAUCAAGCGCUCGCUGGUGGAGAGUGGCUGUCCUGCCUCCAUCGUCAACGAGCUGAUCGAAAACGCCCAUGAGCGGAGCUGGCCCCAGGGUCUGGCCACCCUAGAAACAAGACAGAUGAACCGCCGCUACUAUGAGAAUUACGUGGCCAAGCGCAUCCCCGGCAAACAGGCUGUUGUUGUGAUGGCCUGUGAGAACCAGCAUAUGGGUGACGACAUGGUGCAGGAGCCUGGACUGGUCAUGAUCUUUGCGCACGGCGUGGAAGAAAUAUAGAGAUGCCGAUAGGACGUCAGGAAAAGAGGGAAGCCAGAAAAUCCAUCCUCCAGCAGCUAGACCCUGGGUCCUGGGACUGUCCUGACUACUGUGGCUGCCUCUUAGCCACUCAUCUCCCUGCCUUUCUGGCAUUGAAGGCCUGGGGCACUUUGCUCCACCUUUCAAGUGGGGAACCUAGAUUACUUCCUUUUGCCUAAUUCCUAUCCCCUGAGAUGAAAGAUUCUAAAUUUUCGGCCUGGUUGGCAAAGUGCCCACUUCUAUUUUUCCUGCCUCGGGUCCCUGGUUCCAUAGGUUUUCAGAAAGCACAGAUGCUUGUUCAAGAGGAUCACAGUAGAGUAAGGAACCUCUCACUGCUCACUGCUCCCAAAUCAGGGAUCGGAGCAAGCAGGUCUGUUGUCCCUGAAUGGCAUUUAUAGAGGAGCUUUGGAGAACAGAGAUCCCGAAGAGAAAUGGAAAGGAAGCCCCGGCACCCUAGCAAUAGGGGGAGCAGAUGCUGGGGAUCCUGAACCUCUCUCUGUGCCAAGCAUGCCCUGUUCAGC
This is a messenger RNA of Suncus etruscus (white-toothed pygmy shrew), 1910 nucleotides long. It is a transcript of the gene RNF41, whose product is annotated as ring finger protein 41. Gene Ontology annotation, cellular component: plasma membrane signaling receptor complex. The coding region runs from base 418 to 1371 and encodes 317 amino acids. Gene Ontology annotation, molecular function: zinc ion binding; ubiquitin protein ligase activity. Lineage: Eukaryota; Metazoa; Chordata; Mammalia; Eulipotyphla; Soricidae. Gene Ontology annotation, biological process: protein K63-linked ubiquitination; tumor necrosis factor-mediated signaling pathway; regulation of canonical NF-kappaB signal transduction. The transcript is spliced from 7 exons. The record is from RefSeq and is a predicted model, not a curated record.